Lagopus leucura (white-tailed ptarmigan) is the source of this 714-nucleotide messenger RNA. RefSeq names its product vexin (gene VXN). Bases 1 to 600 code for a protein of 199 amino acids. Gene Ontology annotation, biological process: neuron differentiation; neurogenesis. The transcript is spliced from 6 exons. Lineage: Eukaryota; Metazoa; Chordata; Aves; Galliformes; Phasianidae. The record is from RefSeq and is a predicted model, not a curated record.
AUGCACCAGAUUUACAGCUGCAGCGACGAAAAUUUAGAAGUUUUCACCACCGUGAUUUCAUCCAAAUCAUGUAGUCCUGCCCGAAGGAGAGCCAAAAGCACGCAUCACAUCCUGACAAAGAGCGUGGUAGCAGUGUCUGACUGUCGCCCCCACCGGCCAGACAAGCUGCAGCCCCACCACGGCGACCUCUUCCAGGUGCUCUACAGAGAAGAAGAGGUGCACAGCUUGGGCCAGGGUGGGCAGCAGGGACCCUGCAGCCCCAAGCACGUGGGAAUAACUGAACGAGAAACAUCCAAACCUUGUAAUCACCAGUCAAAUGGGAAACCUUUGCCUCCGACAUCGCUAGCCCUCCCCAUCACAGCGAAGCCGGCUCUCAUAGGAUCAAGCAUGGAUGACCACCCACUUGCAGAAGACCGUAGGCAGCGCUUGAGGAAGAUGGCAGAGUAUGACUUGAACAUGACACCAGGAGCAGAAGCUUCUCUGCCACUGACGGGAGGCAGCCUGUACGGGACACCCAGCUUGCUGAGGAAGAUGUGGAUGAAGCACAAGAAGAAGUCAGAGUACCUGGGGGCAACAAACAGUGCCUUUGAGGCAGACUGAUAAGUCUCAACAUCACUCAAAAAGACAAAAGUUCCUUUAGCUAGGACAAGGUGCUCUAGGAUUGAUGAAGGAACAGACUCAGCACAGCUCCCCAUCCUUUUCAUUACUUGAUGC